Messenger RNA from Dipodomys spectabilis (banner-tailed kangaroo rat), 1242 nucleotides. Its product is annotated as transmembrane protease serine 11A-like. The coding region runs from base 1 to 1242 and encodes 413 amino acids. Lineage: Eukaryota; Metazoa; Chordata; Mammalia; Rodentia; Heteromyidae. Gene Ontology annotation, biological process: proteolysis. Gene Ontology annotation, molecular function: serine-type endopeptidase activity. The transcript has 9 exons. The record is from RefSeq and is a predicted model, not a curated record.
AUGUCAGGAUUUGGCCCAAAGAGCAGAGCUCUGAAGCCAUGGCUGGUUGUCCUUCUCAUUGUGUUGGCACUGAUACUGAUGGUCCUGACUGUUGUUGUUCUGGCUCCCUUCCUAGGCUCUGGUCAGAGAAUGGAAUACUACCAUGGCAUCGUUGAAGUUUCACAUCCCCAAGAUAAUAGUCAUACUGAGAAAAAGAGCUCAUAUCAACUUAAGGAAUUGCAAGAGAUGAAUAAACAUUUGGUGGACAAGAUAUUCAUAGAUUCUACUUUGAACAAGCACUACAUCAAGAAUCAAGUAGUCAGGCUGAUCCCAGAAGAUGAUGUGAAGGCAGAUACUGUUACAGCAUACCAGAUCCCCUCUACGGUGCCUAAGACAAAAAGAGAGAAGAAAAGCCACCACAUCUUAAAUCAGAAGAUUAGAAAAACAAGAGCCCUGCCGAUAAAUGUCUCAUCAGUACAAGAUAACCUAUUGUAUUCUUCAGCAGGGAAACUAAGUGUCCAGGCAAGCUGUGGUAAACGAGUUGCUCCAUUAAUAGUCAACAGAAUAAUGUCUGGGGAACUUGCAGCUAAAGGGGCCUGGCCUUGGCAAGCCUCCCUCCAACGUGGUAAUAUCCAUCAGUGUGGAGCCACCUUGAUUAGUAAUAUGUGGCUGGUCACUGCGGCUCAUUGCUUUAAAAGCAAUGCUAACCCUCGACAAUGGACUGUCAGUUUCGGAACGACAAUAAACCCUCCUCUGAUGAAAAGAGAAGUCAGAAGAAUCAUCGUCCACGAGAGAUAUCGCUCCCCAGCAAGAGAGUACGACAUUGCAGUUGUACAGAUUUCUCCCAGGGUCACCUUUACAGAUGACGUCCGCCACGUUUGCUUGCCGGAAGCCUCUGCGUCCCUCCGACCAAAUUCUACAGUCUACAUCACAGGAUUUGGAGCGCUGUACUAUGGCGGGGAAUCCCAAAAUAAUCUUCGAGAAGCCAGAGUGAAGAUCAUAAGCAAUGGUGUGUGCAAGCAACCACAUGUGUACGGCAAUGACAUAAAAUUUGGAAUGUUUUGUGCUGGAUUUCUGGAAGGAAAUAAUGAUGCCUGCAGGGGUGAUUCUGGAGGACCAUUAGUGGUAAGAGAUCCUAACGGUACCUGGUAUCUCAUGGGAAUUGUGAGCUGGGGUGAUAACUGUGGCCAAAAGAACAAGCCUGGAGUCUACACACAAGUGACCUAUUACCGACGCUGGAUUGCUUCAAGAACAGGCCUCUAA